Molecule: messenger RNA, 4009 nt
Organism: Fopius arisanus
Lineage: Eukaryota; Metazoa; Arthropoda; Insecta; Hymenoptera; Braconidae
Product: mutS protein homolog 4
Exons: 1
Coding region: 1-3825 (1274 amino acids)
Biological process (GO): reciprocal meiotic recombination; mismatch repair
Cellular component (GO): nucleus
Molecular function (GO): ATP binding; mismatched DNA binding; ATP-dependent DNA damage sensor activity
Source: RefSeq, a predicted model, not a curated record
AUGAAUGUAAUCAGCCAGGAGAAUUCCCUGGGGAUGGUACGAACCCGAGAUCGAGGCAGAAAUGGUGGAAAAAUCGGAAAAAUAGCUAAAGACAAGGCCCCAAUCAGUCUCAUUCCAAAACAUCGAAUCCCAGAAUAUCAAAAGCCCCUCGUCAAUAUGGGACCCUCAAUUGCCCUGAAGGCCCCCAGGAUACCACGGAAAUCGAACAAUUUUUCCCAAGUGAACACCUCGAGCUCAAAUUCAACCAGAAGAGGUACUCCCCAAUUUUUAUCAACAGACACAAGCAGCGUCACACCAUCAGAGAGUGCCUACGGUGACAAUCACUUUGUAAUCGUGGCUGUGACCUCAGGUCGUGGCCAGGCCAGAGGAGAAGUGGGAAUAGCAGCCAUUGACCUCGAAUAUCCCCACAUAAUCCUGUGUCAAAUGAGUGAUGACAACUCGUACGUCAACGCCUUAACGAAAAUUAAUAUAUUUCGACCUGUCGAGAUCCUCAUACCAGACACCAUGGGGAAGGACCAGAAAGACCCCAACAGCCUCUACACAGCGAUAAGGGCGUGUUUCCCCACCACCGAGAUAACCGAGAUCUCCAGGAUCCACUGGAACGCGGGGUCAGGUCUCGAGAGGAUCCAGACGCACAGCGUAGAGAAGUUCUCGUCGAUCGAGUUGAUUGUCAGGCCCAAGUACUACGCCCUCUCCGCGGUGUGCACCCUCUUCAAGUACAUCGAGAGUAUACAGCAUACAAUCUACACCGAGCGGUCUGUUCGUUUCGAGUACCAGGUGGCUGAGAACGCGACAAUAAUCGAUCUCCAGAGUGCACAGGAUCUGGAGCUGGUUACAAGCAAUGGGAACAGAUCGAAUUUCUGCCUCCUGGGGGCAAUUGAUCGGUGCUCGACCCCAGCUGGAAGGAGACUCCUCAGGGCCUCCAUCCUUCAGCCCCCCAAGGACAUCUCCAUCAUGGAAAAACGUCUCGAUUGCGUCAGCGAACUCAUCUCCAAUAAAUCCCUCUACUCGAUCAUUCACUCUGUCGUCAGGAAACUCUACGGGGUGCAUCGUCUUCUCAAUUUUUCGGUUCAGCAUCCUAAAGGGGAAACCGUUGUUUGCGCCGAGAGGUGUCUCAACUACGCGCUUCUCUUAAAACACACUUUGGAGAUUGUCCCAGAGCUCAAGGCUGCCCUCGACACCACGAUCUCCUCGUUUUUUCGAGGAGUCCUCGAGGACCUGCAGCACGAGGACUUCGAGAUCAUGAAGAAUGAUGUCCUGAGGUUCAUGAGCCCCGACGCUAGGUCGGUCAAGGGCUUCACCUCUUCGACUUACAACCGGUGUUUUGCCAUCAAAUUUGGCAUUUGCGAUACUUUAGAUGUCGUCAGGAAAACUUACUGCGAGCUGAUCGACGACAUGGAGAAGAUGGUCGAGGAAAUCGGUAGGACACAUAAUCUUGGACUUUACCUCGCGUGCUCUUCGACUUUGGGGUAUCACAUGGAGAUGAAGGUGCCGAGAUACUACAAAUUUGACGUUACAAAACUCCCCAAAGAGCUGAUCGAGGCUCACGUUAAAGGAGGAAUUGCCUACAUGACAACUGAAGAUCUCUUCGUGAAGAAUCUGCACUGCAAGGACAACUGUGACGAGAUUCAUCGGAUCAGUACGAUUGUCUUGGGUAAAAUGUUCGACAGGAUAAGAGAACGGAUGAGCUGUCUCUUUCAUUUCAACGACAACAUCGCCGAAUUGGACUUAAUCCUGUCCCUCGCUACCGUCAGCUCAAUCUCCGGAUUCGUGAGACCGACAUUCGGGUCUAGAAUCGACGUGAGGGAUGGCAAACACCCGGUGUUGGAUAUCCUGGGGGACGAGAGUCCCAAGCCCAACGACAUCGUCGCAUCGACUGUCUACAAUUUCCACACAAUUGCUGGACCCAACAUGGGAGGGAAGAGCGUCUACCUGAAGCAGAUUGUUCUGCUGCAGAUCAUGGCCCAGAUCGGGUGCUACGUACCCGCCACUGCAGCCAAGUUCAGGAUUUCUGAUCAUAUCUUCUGUAAAAUGGGUGUGAGGGAUGAUAUCGUGUUCAAUUCGUCGACAUUCAUGAUGGAAAUGAAAGAGGCGCAAUACAUUCUACAAUCCCUCACACCAACGUCUCUGGUAAUUCUCGACGAGCUCUGCAGGAGUACGACAGUCGAAGAGGGUGCGUCAAUAGCCUGGGCAAUCUCCAAGAAGCUGCUGCUCUCUAAAGCCUUCACCUUCAGUGCAACGCACUUCGAGUACCUCCUGAAAAUGGCUGAGCUAUACCCCAACGUGACGAAUCACUACUUGGAGGCAAUCCUCAGAGAGAAUGGUAGUCUCAUCUACACGCACCAGUUGAAACAGGGAGUCCAGAGGAUCCAGAAUUACGGUCUGAUCCUGGCGCGAUCGACAGGACUCCCCGAAGACGUUCUGGCAGAUGCCGAUCGCAUUCUGCGACAAAUCGAGGAGUCAAUGGAUUCGAAUCCACCUUCCGCAGCUCCUGAGGAGCCAAAUGCGCUCACUGACUCCAAAAUCAAACGAAAUUACGACAGGUUGGCUGAGGUGUUCAGCAAACUUGAGGAGAACCACGAAGUUCCGGACGAGGAGAUUUACGAUUUGAUUCGAGGGCUUGAAUCCAUCAGCUACGAUGAUCUCCCCCCAGAGGAUGCAAAUUCUUGCCCUCAGGGGGAUAAUUCAAGUAGUGAAACGUCAGGAUUGUAUAGUGCAGGUCCCAAGGACUCGACGACUUCGCGAAGCCUCAGUCAGUCUGAAACACCAGCGGGAACUUCGUCUAACCGGACGUCCGCAAAUUCUGUUUCUCAGACGAGGAAAAAUACCAAGAGACACGUGACGUUCUCUCCAGCAUUGGAGUUAAAGCCUCCAAAAGCUAAAAUUUCAAAGCUCCAGGGGUUCACAACUUCCAGCCCAUCCACCAGACAACCUCUGGCGACGAUGAAUCCACCUCCAGAUGUUAAUUCACCCUUCAAAGUCCCUCAGAAACCAAUCCUGAAGAAGUGCUUGACCGAAGACCCAGAGUCGCCUUUCUUCAUUCCGAGGAGUCAGCAAAGCGGUAAAACACUGUACAUGAGCUCCUCAAGCCAGAACUCCUCUGGGAGUUUUGUCGAGCCAUUGAGAAAGGAUGGUCAACAAGACAAUCUUCGUAAACUCCAAUCCCUGACGGCCAGACGGGGUGGAGUGGUCAAGAAGAAGAGCAGUUUGAUGGAUAUGAUGCCGAAAAAUGUCCACCAUUUAUUUCCUUCGAUGAGAGCUUCUCUGCAAGGAUCCAGGAACUUGGCGAUGAGCAGUCAACCAGUGCCGCAGACAUCAUACAGUCCAGAUGUAAUUGCCUCACUGCCAAAAUCCCUGAGGCCCGUGGGGGAUGACACCUUCUUCCCUCCGGAAUUCAGCCACCUGAGGCAUCUGGCUAAGAACAUCUACGACGAAGACGAAGGCGAUCCUCGGUUGCUCAAUCAGUAUUACUUCAUGUCGAAGACUGUAAAGAGAACCCCAGGGAGCAGCACCAAUGAGUCGGAGGGAAUGGAAAGAAUCACAUCUCCUUCAUUCACUAAUUUCUCUCCAGUCUUCAAUGAUGAGGCGGGGGCGGAUGAUGCUGGGAGGUUUGCGAUGGGGAAUACCCUGCAGGAUCCCAUAGAUCCUGGUGUAAUGAUUGUCUUGACUAGUGAGAGCGAGGAAGACGAGGACAAUUGCUCGAUGAGCUCCAUCGAGGCCAGGAUUGCUGUUACUAAAAAAGAAGCUGCGAUCUUCAGGCAAAUCGAGGGAAAUAAUUUUGAUGAAACCAAGUUCCUCGAGGAUCUCCAGAAGCAUUUGCAGUAGACGAGAGAGGCGUAUCUCAACGAUUUUUAUUAAUCCCAUCAUUCCCAAUUAUUUCCAGUCAUUAUCAUUUUUUUUACUACCCACGGAGUAUUACAGGAAUUGAUAUCUCCAUAAUUGAAUAAAAUUCUCGACACGUCCAUUUUAUUAAUAAUUAUGAAAUUGUUGUAUAUUGUGGGCGAUUGAU